AUGCAAGGAAACAGUGGCAUGAGUAAGGGUGGCUUUCGGAACUUUUACCACUCCUGUCUCUUUUGCAGCAGUGUUUUGCAGAGGAUUUGAAGUUGCUCGGUUUCAGAGUAAGGUGAUCUAUGAUGACCAGAUUCAGUGUUGAAGCCAUAGGUAUGGAGUAUUUUUUGACAGAGAUACUUUAUUUAAACAAGGUACACGGACACAUGUUUGGUUUGCUGGUUUCAUUAAUCCAUUUUUAAGCAGAGAACAAUUACCUGCAGUUUAUGUAAAUUAGUAAAUCUGACACACCAAUUUUGAAUGUUUUCUCUCAUAUCGUUGAAAACUCCUCCUCCUUAAUUUAUGUAUCUGGAUAAUUUUUUUAAUAUUUACAACUUAUCGUUAUCGUAUAUAAAAAUUAUUAAUAUAAUAAUAAAAUAUUAUAAAUUAUCUUUUAAAGUGGUCCUAUAUAUUUUUGUAAAAUUAAAUUUCAAAAAUAAAAAUAAGUCACCAAAAAAAGUUAGGAUUUCCAAUUUCUGGCUUAUAAGUCAUAAAUUGACUUAUCUAAUUUAUCUUUUACACAAAUGGUAGAAAUAAGUCAGUGUCUAACUUGUAAUAAGUACAUAUCUUCGAAGUUAAUUGUGUACAAACAUAAAACAUACAGUAAUUAAUUGUAAGCAAACAAGCAAGACAUCUCGGCUUGCCGAGAAGUUCAGUUAAAUGGUCCAUGUUAGUGGACUUUUCAGGCUUAUAUAGCCUCAGGCUCAUGUGAACCUGGAUCUAUAAUAGUCCACACAGGCGGCCGACAAUAAUGUAGUACAGUAUGAAUUUAAAAUUAAGUCUUUGAAAUCUGAUGGCCACCAACUCAUGCACCGAAACUUAUCAAGAAAAUUCCAUGCAUUUUUGGUUUUCUUUCAAUCCAUACCAAUUUUUUAUUAUCGUUGAGUUAUCUAUCAGGAUGAUAAUAAUAAGAUAUUCGUGGUGAGUGAGCUGGGUUCAAAAUAUCGUGAUAUUAUAUUUAGAUAUUUUUAUUCAAAAAGUCUUCCCUAAUCUCUUCUUAUCGAUUGUACCAGUUGUUUUAAGGUCUUAUAAGAUGUACUCCCUCCGUCCCUCUGAGUUGUAUACAUUGGGGGACGGGGACGCGGCACGGACUUUAAUGCUCCUGCAAAAUGUAGUUGUGUAAUUUAUUUUUAAAAUUUUUCUUUUCUGAAUUAAAGUUUGGAUGUUAUAUUUUUAUACAGAAAAAAAAAAUCUCAAAAAUAAGUUACGGAACUAUAUUUUAUAAGAGCAUUGAAAUGCGUGUCGAAACGUAUAGAAUCAAAUGGGACAGAGGGAGUAUCAUAGUUGUUGAAUCAGUCGACCCAAUUAAUGGCUUCUACAAGUUCUCAGACUCCAUCUUCUUCUGUUUCAUAUUCGAUGUCUUUAGCUUCUCCAACUCCCCAUUCUUCUGCUUCAGCCCCACCUUCUAGCUGGGAUGUUUUUUUAAGCUUCCGGGGUACAGAUACACGAUAUACAUUCACCGAUCAUCUAUAUAAUGCCCUUGAUUGUCAUGGAAUUCGAGUAUUUAUGGAUGAUCCUGAGCUACGUACAGGAGAGAUAAUCUCAGACGCAUUGCUGGAAGCGAUUCAGGAAUCGAAGAUUUACAUUGUUGUCCUGUCAGAAAAUUAUGCUUCUUCAAGUUGGUGCCUUGAUGAGCUUGUCGAAAUCUGCAAUUGUUACCAAGCAAUGAACAGAUUGGUCAUUGUUGUGUUUUACAACAUCGAACCAUCUGUUGUACGGUAUCAAACCGGGAGUUACAAAAAAGCGUUCAGAAAACAUAAAUCCCGUUCUAAAAUUGGCUGUUUCAGAAAGGCUACGGAAAAUCGUAGAAUCCGUUAUGCAGCUAAAGUGGAGAAAAUGGAUAAAUGGCGCCUUGCACUUUCAACUGUUGCCAGCUUUUCGGGAAAAGAAAUAUCUUCAAAAAGGAGUGAAGCAUAUAUCAUCAAUGAAAUUGUAAAUGAAAUUCUACUCAACAUAAAUCCCAAGGUUUUGGAUGUUGCAAAAUAUCCGGUUGGCUUAGAUUCUCGUGUAGAAGAGAUUAGGACAUUGUUGAGCAGUGACACGGAAAAUGUCACUAAGAUUGGUAUAUAUGGUAUGGGUGGAGUGGGUAAAACUACUCUUGCCAAAGCUCUUUUUAAUCGACUUCUGCUAGGAGGAAGCUUUACGGGCAGCUGCUUCCUAGCAAAUGUUAGGGAGGUUUCUGCGGCAUUCAGAGGCCUGGAAUCUUUACAACAGAAACUUCUUAACGACGUUCUUAAAAGUAAGAAAAGGAUUGAGGUUGACAAUGUUGAAGAAGGAACUAAGUUCAUAAGAGAGAGAACCUGUUCAGCGAAAGUACUAGUUCUUAUUGAUGAUAUAUAUGACCGUAAACAAUAUGAAUCCUUGGUAGGGGCAUUUGCUUCUGGGAGUGUAGUCAUUUUAACUACAAGGGAUGAAGAGACACUGGAUAAAAUUAAAGUUGAGCCUAGAUAUCGAUACCUUUUGAAGGAGUUGGAUGAUGCUGAGUCACUGGCACUAUUUACUCAAUAUGCAUUCGAAAGUGUUAAACCAAACAACACUUUAAUGGAACUAUCUGAAGACAUUUUACGUCUUGCUGGUGGACUACCCUUAGCUCUGGAGGUUUUUGGAUCAUAUUUGUCUACACAAUCCGAGGUAGGAUGGAAAUCUUACAUCAAGAAGCUGCAGAGGGAUCCAGACAGCAGUAUCCAACAGAAACUUUUGAUAAGUUUAAGUGCCUUGGAAUUGGAGGAUCGUAUGCUAAAGAACAUGUUCCUUGACAUUGCUUGUUUUUUUAUUGGAAAGAAGAAAACGAAGGUGGUAGAAAUAUUGGAAACUUAUUAUUCAUACGCAGAACAUUCUAUUAAUAUUCUGCAGAAAAGAUGUUUACUUACGGUCAAUCAGAGUGCUGAGUUAAGGAUGCAUGACCUGUUGCGGGAUAUGGGAAGGGAAAUUGCGCAUAAUACCUCUCCUGACGAGCCUGGAAAGCAUAGUAGAUUGUGGAUAUUAAAAGAUAUACACGAUGUGUUGAACAACCACACGGGAACAGAAGCGAUUGAAGGUAUCAUAUGCUACUACUUUGAGUAUGAAGAUCCAUUCAGAGGAGAAUCAAUUGCUAUGGAAACAUUUAGAAGGAUGAGCAAAUUAAGAUUUCUCUACCUUAAAGGUGUAAAUCUCACAGGAAGCUUUAAACACACACUUGAAGAUUUGAGGUGGUUCUGUUGGGAUCGAUGUCCGUUAAUGUGUUUACCUUCUGACUUUGACCCGCAAAAGCUUGUUAUCCUUGAGCUGACUCAUAGCAAAAUAAGAACAAUGUGGGAGCUAAACAUGGUUUCGCAGGUUUUCGAAAAUUUGAAGACUCUAAACAUGUCCUAUUCUUCGGAUCUAAUCACAGGUCCAGACUUCACCAAAUUACCUUUCCUUGAAACUUUGAAUCUUGAGCGCUGUGAAAAAUUGGAGAAGGUCCACACAUCAAUUGGGAGUUUACAAAGGCUUAUUACCUUAAAUUUGAAGUAUUGUAGCAAUUUAAGAAGUCUUCCAGACAGUAUAUGCAACUUGCGAGCAUUGGAAGUCCUAAUUAUUAGUAAGUGCAGUAGGAUGGAAGCAUUGCCUAUAAAUUUGGGGAACAUUGAAUCCCUAAAAGUACUCGAUGCGGGAGAACUAGCUGUUUUGGAGUUACCAAAUUCAAUGGGAUGUUUACAUAAGCUUGUCAAGUUGGACUUAUCUCACAACUAUCAUGUGAAAACUCUUCCGAACACCAUUUGCAACUUGAGAGCACUGAAAUGGCUAAAUAUUGGGUGUUGCACAAGGCUGGAAGCAUUGCCUACAGAACUGGGGGACAUGGAAUCCCUAGAAGAGCUCAAUCUGGAGGUAACAAGUGUUUUUAAGUUACCCGAUUCGGUUGGAUGUCUUAGUAAGCUUGUUGCACUGAAUUUAGGUGGCACUAAGCUUUUAACCCUUCCGGACACAAUUUGCAACUUGAGAGCAUUGAAAGUUUUAAGUAUAAAUUCUUGCCGGAGUUUAGAAGCAUUGCCUACAGAAUUAGGGAACAUCAGAUCCCUUAAAGAACUGAAUAUGAGCGGAGUAGCUAUCUCAGAAUUACCAGAAUCAGUCGGACAUCUAAGUAAGCUUGUCGUGCUGGGAUGUACCAACGGAAAACUUGUAACUCUACCGGAGACCAUUUGCAACUUAAGGGCAUUGGAAUUUCUAUACAUUGCUCAAUGCAAUAGUCUGAGAGAAUUGCCAAUAGAACUAGGGAACAUCAAAUCCCUAAAAGUGUUCAAGGCACGUGAGCUAAGAGUUUCAAGGUUACCAAAUUCAGUCGGGAGUCUUACUAAGCUUGUUGAACUUGACCUAAGUGAAAAUCAUAGACUUGAGUCUCUCCCAGACACCAUUUGCAACUUGCGAGCACUUGAAAAGCUAAAUAUCAGACAGUGCAGCAGUCUGGAAACGUUGCCUACAGAGUUGGGGAACCUUAAAUCUCUGAAGGAGCUCAAUGCGGAGGGACUAGCUGUUUCAAUAUUACCAGUUUCAAUUGGAUGUCUUAGUAACCUUGUCGUGCUGAGAUUAAGUGGUAAUAGGAACCUUGAAAUUCUUCCAGACACCAUUUGUAACUUAAGGGAAUUGGAAGUUCUUGAUAUUAAUGGGUGCAUUGGUCUGGAAGAAUUGCCUAUGGAAUUGGGAAACCUCGACUCCCUGAAAGAGCUUAUUGCGGAGAAUCUAACUGUCCCUGUGUUACCAAAUUCAUUAGGAUGUCUCACUAAGCUUGUUGAGCUGAAAUUGAGUAAUAACUACAGGCUCAAAACUCUCCCAGACACUAUUUGUGACUUGACAGCAUUGAAAAAUCUUGAACUUGUAGAUUGUUGUUCCCUGUUGUUCAUUCAAAAACUCCCCCUCAAUUUAAAAUGGAUAUGCACUGAAGGUUGCACGUCUAUGGAAAGAUUACCAGAUUUAUCCAGCUUGACAAAGUUGGAGAUAUUGGACCUUGCAGAGUGUAGUCUUUUGACCGAGCUUCAAGGCUUAAAGGAACUUAUUUCCAUCAGAACAGUUUAUCUGGGAGGUUGCAACUCAGCUCUUAAGACAUUUGCCUUACGGAACAGCAAAUGCAGGUUGAUCUACUGUAGAACUGCAAGGAGGCUACAUGAACCACCUGUGCUGUUGAAUUGGACAAGAGGGGAGACCCGAAAUAUGGAGUCUUUAGUUCAGACAAUAACACACCUUUAAAUCAUCUCAAAUGUUUGACGAGACUCUGCUGUUCCUGCACUGUGGAGACGAUUGGACUCUUAUAUUGUUUUAUUUCUUCUGGUAAACACUAUUAUUAUUCAGUAAUAUAGUUGGAAUCGUCUGUGUUGCUAUUUAAAUAUUCGAAGUGUGCAUAAUUUAUAACAAGGACAAGAAUCAAUCUACCCUUUUAAGUUGUA
This is a messenger RNA of Daucus carota subsp. sativus, 5432 nucleotides long. RefSeq names its product disease resistance protein RPV1-like. The coding region runs from base 1345 to 5235 and encodes 1296 amino acids. Gene Ontology annotation, molecular function: ADP binding; protein binding. The transcript has 6 exons. The record is from RefSeq and is a predicted model, not a curated record. Lineage: Eukaryota; Viridiplantae; Streptophyta; Magnoliopsida; Apiales; Apiaceae. Gene Ontology annotation, biological process: defense response; signal transduction.